Molecule: messenger RNA, 8028 nt
Organism: Closterium sp. Yama58-4
Lineage: Eukaryota; Viridiplantae; Streptophyta; Zygnematophyceae; Desmidiales; Closteriaceae
Source: the annotation of a GenBank genome assembly
AUGGCAUUCGUGUUUUCAAAAUUGCCUGCAAUCCCAUCUGAAUCUCGCUGCCAUUCCUCCUUCUAUCAGCUGCCUCGCCUGGAGGAUGUUGAAAAAACGCCCAGCCUGCCCCAGUCUCUCGGGCAGCUGCAGCGGUUGAAGCGGGUUACGAUGAAGAACUGUUUCGGCAUUUCAACUCUGCCCCGUUGUCUCCUCCGCCUGCCUUCCCUCACGGACCUAUAUCUACUCCUUCCCGAGCUUUCCGCGCUUCCUGCUGAAAUCUGGAGGUUCUCGGAGCUUCAGACUUUCUCGUUGGCUGCUGUGAAUGUUAGAAGCCUGCCUACUUCCAUCACUAUGUCCUCUUCGCUUGAAAAGCUUUCUCUUAAGAGUCUCCGAAAUCUGACUUCUCUGCCCGAGGAAUUCGGGCAGCUGGCCGCUCUAAAGUCUCUCCACCUGAUUGACCUUCGACAGCUCACCCGCCUGCCCGAGUCCUUCGGGCAGCUGACAAAUCUCCAAGAUUUAAGAAUCAUGGAGUGCCAUCAACUGCUGCAGCUGCCCGAAUCCUUAUCCUCGUUAUUAUCUCUUGAGGACCUGCUUCUGCUGGAUUGCUGGCGACUCACUACACUACCAAACAACAUGGGGAAUGGGCUGCUGAAUCUGCGCAGGUUAGAGCUGCUUGACUGCCGAGCCCUCACCCGUCUCCCUCCUUCCAUCUCCAGCCUUUCCUCCCUCGAAUUACUGAGCAUCCAACAAGCAACGCGGUUGAGAGGCAAAUUGCCAGAGGGGCUGGGCAGCUUGGGGAAACUGAAGCAGUUGUCCCUCCGUGACAUGCGUCGACUGUCUGGCCUUCCUGGCUCUGUCUCCGGCCUUAUCUCUCUCACCAGCCUGGUGUUGAUGAACUGCCCGGAGGUAGAAUCGCUACCUGCGGACAUCGGACGGCUGGGAGCACUUCAGGAGCUCAGGCUCUCGAAGCUGUACCGCUUGGAUUGCAUCCCGCAAUCGCUGGUUGAGCUGCCACAGUUGCGGGUGCUGGAGGUGCGGAUCUUGAGCGUUAAAGACCUUUCCUUCCUGUCCUUUGGUCCAUCCCUCAACCGUCUGCCAUCGCUGACAAGCCUGGAAGUUCUGUUUAUGGAAAUGCUGGUCUCACUCCCCAACUCCUUCUCCAGCCUUCCGAAUCUGCAAGUGCUCCGGAUCUUCCGCUGCAGGAGGCUGAAAGCGCUGCCAAAAAACAUUGGAUCGCUUUUUCGCUUGCAAGUCCUCGAAUUGGUGGAGAUCAAUGAUUUGACUGCCCUGCCCGAGUCGCUCGGGCAGCUGGGGCAGCUGGAGACGUUGAAAAUCAUUAGGUAUCCCAAGCUGGUCAAGCUUCCAGCGUCGUUUUCCAGCCUGUCAAAGCUGCAGCAUUGUGUUUUUGCUAAUGUGGGAUUUCCGUCUAUGCCGAAAGACAUCCACAGGCUAUCCUCUCUCCAGACCUUGGUGCUUUUGGGGCUGUUUAACCUUUCCAAGCUGCCCGGAACUUUUCUGCAGCUGCCCCAGCUGAAGAAGUUGGAUGUGAGCUACUGUGAGAAGCUGGUUUGGAAGCCGGGAUCUUCCCGGGAAAUGCCGAGGCUGCGCAAGUGUUCGAUUCGCGCAAGCCCUCUGAUUUCGAGGAAAAUUGCCAAAAGAAUCUGCAUAGGGGGGGCUGUCAAUAAGAGGGAGGAGGGGGAUGAGUUUUCGAUAAUGGACGUUGACGGUGACGGAGAGCAGCGGAUGCGGUUCAGUCUGGACGGAGAUUUCGACGACGGCCAGUUCAUUAACGGAGAGUUUUUCUCCUCGGCGCGGCGUCAGGGCCGUCAGCAGACCCGCGAUGACGUCCUUUACGGUGUCUUUAACGAAGCAUCUGAUGACGAGGAUGACGACGACGACGAGGGAUUCGGCGGUGGGGGGAAGAGACGGAGGAAGAAGCGUCGCGGAAAAGACGAUCUGAUAGGAAAAGGCGAUUUCACGAAACCCGUUAAUUUCGUAUCGAAAGGUACAGUGAAUCCGAACCUGGAUCGGGAUGCUGUAGAGGAAAGGCCCGGAUUGGGAGCCAAGCCGCAGGAGCCGGCGGAGGAUGAGGAUCGGAGCGGAUUGGGUCGGACGGGCCUCGGGUUCGGUGGAGCAGGCUUGGGAUUCACGUCCGGGGGUUCCGAACCUGAAAGGCCAGGUUUGGGAGCCAGGGGGGAGGCGCAAGGGGAGGAGGAGGAGGAGGAAGAGGAUCACUUAGCGAAGACUGCUUUUGGUCAGCGGCUGAGGGAGCGAGCGGAACAGAGGAGGGAGAUGGAGAGGGAGCGAGCGAAGCAGGAGAAGCAGGAGGCGUCGUUUUUCGCGCAGCAGAAGGCGAAUAAAGGGGUUGCAGGCGGUCUGUUUGGCUCUGGCGGUGGAGGAGGGGGAGGGAAGGGUGCUGCUCACGGUGUGGGAGCGUUUGAGAAGCACACUAAAGGAAUAGGGAUGAAGCUUUUAGAGAAGAUGGGGUACAAGGGAGGCGGGCUGGGUAAAAACCAGCAGGGUAUAGCGAAACCGAUAGAAGCGAAGCUCCGGCCGAAGAACAUGGGCAUGGGCUUUAACGACUUCAAGGAGAAAGAAACCGGGUUACCACCCCCGCCAUCCGGGAAAGACGGGGAGGUGGUGGGAGGGGAAGGAGAAGGGGGAGUGGCGUUGGAGGUAGUGGAAAAGAGGGGGAGGGAGAAGCUAUGGAAGAAGAAAUUCGCUGGGAGAAGGAAGGAGUAUAAGACUGCUGCGGAGCUGCUGGAAGAGAAGCAGGCGGAGGGGAAGGAGGUGACCCAGACGAUCCUGGACAUGCGCGGAGCGCAGGUCCGUGUGUUGACCAAUCUAGACCGUCUAAACGAGGAGCAGAAGCUACAAGAGGACGACACGCCCAUGCCCGAGCUGCAGCACAACCUGCGACUCGUCGUAGACCUGGCAGAAGCAGACAUUCAAACCAUCGACAAGCGCCUCCGCUUCCAACGAGACUCGCUCACUGCUCUCAAGCAGGAGCGCGACCGCACGCAGCAGCGCAAGCAGCAGCAGGCGCAGCAGCUAACAGACCUCCAGAGAAUCGUCGGCGUGUUGGAGAAUGUUUUGUCGUCUGCCCCUCCGCCGCUGCCGCCGCCGUCGACGGCGUCGGCGGAAGCCCUCGCGCAGGACUCGCACGCGAUUGCGACAUCUGUCGCGACGCCAUUGGUUGCGCUGCGAAGGCUGAGGGAGCAGCACCCCGAGGAGUUCAAGAUGUAUAAUGUCUCGGCGGUGGCGUUAGGGUUUGUGCUUCCCCGUCUUGCUCCGCUUUUCCGCACCUGGAACCCUCUAGCCCAUCCCUCCCACGGCCAUGCUGUGCUGUCCUCCUGGCAUUCGGUGCUUGCUCGAGACAUAGGAGGAAGAGGAGGAGCAAAGGGAGGAGGAGGUGAGAAUGAGGAGGACAAUGGGGCGAUUUUUGCUGACGUGGCACUGGCAGAUGCAGUGGCUGAACCAGGAGCAGCCGCAGGAGGGGUGGGAGGGGCGCCUGCUGAGAUGGACCCAUACGCUCGCCUCGUCGCGGAUCUCGUGCUGCCAGCUGUCAGAUCCGCAGUGGUCAAUCUCUGGGAGCCUCGGGAGCCCGAGCCUCUCCUGAACUUCCUUGACACGUGGCGUGCUCCCGUGCUGCCAUCUGUCCUCCUGAGAACGAUCCUCGCGCACCUGGUGUUCCCGAAGCUGGCAGCCACGGUGGAGGCUUGGGACCCGAGGCUGGAAACCGUACCUGUCCACCAGUGGCUGCACCCAUGGCUGCCGUACCUAGGCUCCCAGCUCGAGACCCUCUACCCACUCAUACGCUUCAGGCUCGGGUCUGCCCUGACCGCAUGGCACCCAUCGGACUCGUCCGCUCUUGCAAUGCUUGCGCCGUGGAAAUCAGUGUUCGACGCAGCUAGCUGGGAUACUCUAGUGAGUCGAUCUAUUGUCCCGAAGCUUAUUCACUUACUGCAGACUGAGUUCUUAGUGAAUCCGCAGCAGCAGCAGCUGGAGCCGUUUCAUUGGGCCAUGUCAUGGGCGGGGGUGGUCCCCACGCGCCACCUCAUUGCCUUGCUGGACACCGCCUUCUUCCCGCAGUGGCACCAGGUGCUCUACCAUUGGCUGUGCGCAAACCCUAAUUUUGAUGAAGUCACCCGGUGGUAUCUCGGAUGGAAGGCGCUUUUUCCCGCCGAGCUUUUAAGCUCGGAAAGGGUGCGGCAGCAGUUGAACGUCGCUUUGGAUAUGAUGAAUCAGGCUGUAGAGGGGAUGCCGGUUCUGCAACCUGGCGUGAAGGAGAACGUCUCUUACUUGAGAGUUUCGGAGCAGCAGGCGUUUGCCGAUGGGGCAGGGGCAGGGGGAGGUGUAUCGGGUGCAGGCAGUGCUGCUGCUGGGGGAGGUGGUAUUUCAGCAGGUGGGGCUGGUGGUGGGAUGGAUGGUGCUGGUGCAACCGGUGGUAGCACGGUCACAGGAGGGAGAGGGGCAGGAGGAGGGAGGGCAGGGAUGUUGCAUCAGAAGGAAGAGAAGGAGCUGUCUCUACGUGAGGUUGUGGAGCGAUUUGCGCUGCAGAACGACGUGAAAUUCCUGCCGAAACCCGGCCGCACGCACGAGGGCAUGCCAGUGUUUUCGUUUGGCACGAUCAGCCUGGUGAUAGAUCCUCUGAAGCAGCUGCUGAUGGCGCAAUAUGAUAAGCAUGCGUGGGUGCCUGUGUCAUUGGAGCAGGUGUUGGAUAUGCAUAGGAAGAGAGGGGGGAGCUAUCCUUGGAAGCGGAGAAAACAUCCGUUUCAUCCCGACGUAUUUAAGGCUUUGGUUCUCGCGCUUAUCUUCCUCGUGGUGUUCUCGCCUCCCGUCAAAGCACAGGCAGUCGCAGACUCCCAGAAACCUGCUCUUCAAGCUAUCUUGAACGCAUGGGGUCCGGCCCUGCAGCUAAGCCAAACGUGGUUCGUCGCAUCAGACUGUUCGCAAUGGCUCGGGCUCACUUGUAACGCGCUUGGCGAGGUCAUUUCUCUAGAGUUUCCGGGACGAACUGAGCUCCGCGGAGCUUCGAUUCCAGCCGCGGUUACUCAGCUUUCCGCUCUUCAGAAAUUGUCCCUGGAUCACGCCCUGAUUGUUGGCAACAUUCCUGCUGACAUCGGAUUCUUGACCGCGCUGACGAAUCUGUCGCUUAGCGGAAACGCCUUGACUGGUGAACUCCCAAGCAGCAUAGCCACUCUGGUCAACCUGCGGAUAUUGGAUGUAAGUUCAAACAGCCUGACCGGAGCGAUACCCAACGUCUUCAGUGGGCUCACUGCUCUCACCACUCUAGCCCUCGGAUCUAAUGGCUUCACUGGAGUCUUGCCACCGUCUCUCCUCGGCCUUUCCCAACUCCAGUCACUGCUUCUGGGAGGCAAUAAGUUUUCCGGAUUUUUCCCUGAGAGUAUCGUCGGCCUGCAGUCUCUCGUCGCACUGGACAUUAGCCGAAAUCAGUUUUAUGGGAGCCUCCCCGCCGCUUUCGGAACCUUUUCCGGCCUCGUCUUCCUUGACGUUAGCAACAACCAGUUCAGUGGAACUCCACUUUCAACCUUCACCUCUGCUUCGCUCGCAAACACCGCUCAGGCAACUUACGACCUGAGCGGAAACUAUUUCUACAACCUGCCAGUUAGCUACACCGCGCAGUCUUCGGAUUUCUGCCCGUCGACUCUUGAGGGCGGUUUCGCUCAGGCAAAUCUCGCCCAGUUCGGCGCGUCGAAGACCAGCAGCAUGAGGGAAAAUUGCUUUCUGGGCGGAAAUUGGAACGUUUCGGAACAUUUCGGAAAUGGGAAGGGCAAGAGCAACAAGAAGGAUCCGAAGAAGUUUGCAGGGAGCAGUGGGGGAAGCGCUAGCGCUGGGACUGGUUGCAGCGUUGGCGCGCAGCGCAGAGCGAUUGAAUGCGUGGCGUUUUGCGGAGCCGCUCUUCCCGCUGGUGCUUGCGGUGGUCUUGGUUAUUGCACACUCACCACGCCGUCCCGCACCCCCGCUUGCAUCUGUUACGACGGGAUGUACAAUGUUACCCUGUCAGUUCGCGUGGGUGGUGUUACUGUUACAUACCCUUCGUGUUCGCCGUUCCAGAGCUCCGUCACCCCUCCCCCGUCGCCACCGGACGAUGACACCAUGCAGAAGCGGGACUCCCGCGGUGCGAAAUUGGACGGCGCAGCGGAUAUCAGCGGGUCGUAUUACAACCAGUAUUUCCGCCACAUGACUGUUGGAUUCUCGGGAACUGUGGCGAGCCCUCAGUGGACCAUUCCGCCAUCCGUUGACUGGACGUCCCGCAUUCCAUCUGCCCUUCUUGCUGCCAAGAACCAAGGCGCUUGCUCCGCGUGUUGGAUCUUCGCCCCAGUAGCUGCGGUGGAAGCAGCCUACGCCAUUGCCUACAACCUCGCCCCGCCCAACAUAUCCGAGCAGAAGGCGAUUGACUGCCAGGGCACGUGGUCGUGUGAUGGAGGCAAGCCGGACGACGCCUUCAACUACAUUGCUGCCAGCGGUGGACUGCCUUCCUCUGAUAGCUAUCCUUACACGGGCAUUCUCAACUCCGCCACGUGCAAGAUCUCUGCUCGCUUCCGCGUUCGUCGCCUCCUUUCCACCGAAGAUGACACCAUCACCACCAUCGCCAAUACUGUCCCCGCACACCACUCCCGCAUGCUCGCUAUCUACAAACCUGCUGGAGCGUCCCCUGUUCCUGUCUCGAUGCCAUCUGCCCCCUACUCCAUCUCCAUGUUUGAAAGUAUCGGCGUGUCUGGGUGGCUUGGAAUCGCCCUCGCCGUUCAAAGGCAACCCGUUGUGGUUUACAUCGAUGCGCGCUCGGACUCUUUUAAGGGGUACACCGGCGGGUUUGUGUACAAUGACCCCAACUGUUUCAGUGUGGGGAUCGUGGACCACCUGGUGGUGAUCGUGGGGUUCAACAUGAUGGAUGCGGUGCCCUACUGGAUCAUUCGCAACUCAUGGGGCCCCUCGUGGGGCGAGAAUGGCUACAUGAGGAUUGCGAUUGCAGGUGGCAAGGGAGUGUGCGGGAUGAACACGAUGCCCGGCCUCUACCCCGUUAUUACAACCCCUGACCCAUGCAAGCCCAUCAACCCAUGCGGCGGGGGAACCUGCACCUCCACUCCGACCAACAAGGGCCAGCGCAACAAGUGCACGUGCCCUGCUGGAUUCAUUGCCGUUACCAACCUCGACAAGACGCAGACCUGCGCCCUUGCCAAGGUGUGCACGUUCUUUGCGGUCAACCCAUGCGGCUUCGGCACAUGUGUCGAUGAUGGCAAGGGCGGAUACUCCUGCCUCUGCUCCUUGGGUUACACCCUCGGCUCUCUCACCGACGGCACCCCCACCUGUGUGCCGGGCUCCCUUGUGACCAGAGUCGUGCUGCCUGUUCCCAUGUCCUGUGGCUUAGUGCGCACUACCUACCAGCUUUCCAAGAAGGAGUUUGUGGCCCUCAACCCGAAGAUCAAAUGCAGUGGUACGUUCCCUGCUGGCACGUCCAUUGUCAUACGCAAUGCUGGCACUGCUUCUUCUACACUGGGCUGCGUGGUCCCCUACACGAUCGCUCAGGGUGACACGUGCGCAUCUAUUGCCACGCUCUUCAACGUCACUCAGGCCUACCUUAAUGUUGCCAACCCUGACUUGGAGUGCAACGCUCUCACACCGGGUCAGCAGAUCUGUGUGCAGACAGGCACACCGCAGGCUCAGAGCUGCACCAACUACUACACAGUCAGCCCAGGGGAGACCUGCAGUGACGUCCUGAUUAAUACCUAUCCUCCAAUCAGCGCUACACAACUGUACCAGUACAAUCCGGGGCUUAUCUGCACUUCUGACACGUCACAGCGGCUCGUGGGCCAAGAUGUCUGUGUGGAUUCUGUUUUGGUGGGAGCAACAACCUGUUACUACGGCACAUACACUGUCGUAAAAGGGGAUACCUGUUCAGGUGUGGUGUACAAAGUCUUCCGGGGCUCCUACUACCUUAUGUACCUCUACAAUCCCGGCUGGACAUGCACCUCCUCUUCACUCUAUGUCGGGAAGGUGCUCUGCAAGCCGAAGCCGUUGUAG